Molecule: messenger RNA, 1137 nt
Organism: Mangifera indica (mango)
Lineage: Eukaryota; Viridiplantae; Streptophyta; Magnoliopsida; Sapindales; Anacardiaceae
Product: peptide deformylase 1A, chloroplastic/mitochondrial
Exons: 4
Coding region: 49-834 (261 amino acids)
Biological process (GO): peptidyl-methionine modification; N-terminal protein amino acid modification
Cellular component (GO): mitochondrion; chloroplast
Molecular function (GO): peptide deformylase activity
Source: RefSeq, a predicted model, not a curated record
UUCAAAUAAAAGAAACUCUCUCGAUAGAAAACGUUAACCAUAAAGGCCAUGGAAACAAUCCACCGUUUCUCGGUACGUCUUCUUCCAUUAACUCUGAUACAUAUAAAGUCUGCUUCAAUCUGUAUCCCGACCCGGAUACCCAUCUCACAACCCAAUUUUCAAACACCUGCCUCAUUCACCACCACCCGAAAAUCCCACACAUCCUCUACGGUUAGAAGGGCGGGUUGGCUUCUGGGUAUGGGAGAUAAGAAGAAAGUAAGCUUACCCGAGAUAGUAAAAGCGGGUGACCCUGUUUUGCAUGAGCCGGCUCGCGAAGUUGACCCGGAAGAAAUUGGGUCGGAGAGGAUUCAGAAGAUUGUUGAUGAUAUGAUUAAGGCUAUGAGGUCGGCUCCUGGUGUUGGGCUUGCUGCUCCUCAGAUCGGAAUCCCAUUAAGAAUUAUAGUUUUAGAAGAUACAAGAGAAUAUAUUAGUUAUCAACCUAAGGAAGAAAUUAAAGCACAAGAUAGACACCCUUUCGAUCUUCUGGUGAUUCUGAACCCAAAGCUUAAAAAGAAGAGCAACAGGACUGCAUUAUUUUUUGAGGGCUGUUUGAGUGUUGAUGGAUAUAGAGCAGUUGUGGAGAGAUAUCUAGAUGUUGAGGUUACAGGUAUGGAUCGCGAUGGCCAGCCCAUCAAAGUUGAUGCUACAGGUUGGCAGGCACGGAUUUUACAGCAUGAGUGUGAUCAUCUAGAGGGAACCCUCUAUGUCGAUAAGAUGGUACCGAAAACAUUUAGAAUUACAGAAAAUUUGGACUUGCCUCUUGCCGUGGGAUGCCCCAAACUUGGGGCUCUCUAGCUUAUCCUAUAGAGCUGAACAGUUAGUCUAAAGAACAAAGGAUGAAGGUUUGAAUUUUAGUGUCAUGAGGUGAUGCUGCAGGAUGUAGUAGACUUCUUCAGAUAUGGUUCGUGUUCUUUUGUCAUUGUUGUUCAGGAAAUGCAGAUAAUUUUUUUCUGUUGUUUCACUGUAUUUCCUAUCAUGUGUCAAAUUGUUUGUUUAUUGGAGAAAGAUUUGAAGCAGUUGUAAUUGUUAUUAUGAUUCAAUUGAAAUCGGCAUUGAACACAUUUUGAAUAUAAAGAAAUUAUGUUAUGUUUAGUAGGA